Menidia menidia (Atlantic silverside) is the source of this 2312-nucleotide messenger RNA. NCBI's taxonomy places the organism in Eukaryota, Metazoa, Chordata, Actinopteri, Atheriniformes, Atherinopsidae. The record is from the annotation of a GenBank genome assembly.
ACGAAGGAAAAGCGAACAGCUGUUUGCUAGCUGGUUUUGACAGUUAACGGAAGACAAAUUUCGUCGUCAAGCAGAAUAUUCAAAGGUAUCUUUUCACAAACGCUAAUGGUUUGGGGACAAACUUUUACACACCUUUCUGCAAAGAGUGGCUAGCCCUAAAAAGGAAGCUAUGAAUUUCCAGAGCAGUCGCAGGAGAGGAGAAGAUGGCGUCGCUAUGGUUAUUGACUUCCUGCUGUCAAACGCCCGGCUGGUUCUGGGUGUUGGAGGAGCUGCUCUGCUUGGAAUUGCUACAUUAGCAGUGAAACGGCUGAUCGAGCGCGCGGGCCGAGCAGCAGAAGAUGAAAAGGUGGAGCAGAAGAUGGUGGAGAGCUGGGAAGAGUUGAGCUUAGUUUCUUCUUCGCCAAGGUUGAUCAAAAAGGGCCUGGAGGGCGUGGUGCUGCAGCAUGUCGCUAAGGCAGCGAAACAGCAGAAAGCUGAUCUUUGCCAAAAUCCUGAGAUAUCCCCUCCCGAUGUACAGCCUAAACCUGAGUCAAAGUCCAAGAGAGUUCAAUUGUGCGUGCUCACGUUGCAGGAGCGUCUGCAGCAGUUCUAUCACACCAGAGCAGCACUCGCCCCACAAGAGAUCCAAAGAGCUCAGUCUCUGGCUCUGGAUCUCUGCACUGAAAUCCAGGGCUUUCUUCACAGCCGUCACCCGGACAUGCCUUUGGCUGAAAUGAGCCUUGGAGGGUCACUAUUGGAUGACCUGCAGGUGGUCAGUGCAGACCAUGCAAGUCUGCUGGUGCCUUUGCAGCUUGAACCCUCUCUGUGGCGCCUUGUCCCCGGAGAGGAGACGCUGCUCACACACCCACUCCACUGGAUGGUCCGACGGGUCAACCUGGAAUAUUUUCCUCGAGGACGCAGUUACUGGGACAGGUACCUGGUGGGCGGUUACCUGUCUGCAGAGUCUGUUGUCAACAUGUUCAGUAAAGUGGUCAUGGAGACUGUUAACUGGCCAUCGAUCAGCAGCACGCUGGACUGUCUCGUCCGGCCUGUUCUGGGAGGACCCAGCCUCAAAAUGGAAAUCAGUGUGAAAGGAGCAGAGGGUUGCGAGCAGCCCAUGUUCAUCUCCAUGCUGCCCAUGCUGAGGGAGGGGGACGUGGUCCUGACCGCUCAGCCUGAGCUCACCUCUCCAUGGGUGAAUGCCUGGCACCUCUGCCUGUAUCCCUGGGAGACGCAGCGUCUGUCUCAGCUCGACACCGUCGACAGCGGCUGCCGCAGACACACGCUCAAAAUCCUCAAAGCCGUGUGCAGACUGAACCCCGCGCUGCGCCCCCUGACCGCCGCCCCGCUGGCCAAUCUCAUCCUGCACCUCAGCGACAGCGAGAGCGACUGGUCAGAGAGCAGCCUGGACAGGAGGUUUCAGCAGUGCAUCACGGAGCUGAUUGGCUACCUGGAACACGGGUCGUUGCACAGUUUCUUCAAACCAGCCGUCAAUCUGCUGACGGGUUUGUCGGAGGACCAGGUGGACCAGAUGGGCUUCAUGCUCUACUGUGCGGUGUCAGAGCCAGAAAUACUGCUCAUGUAACCCCCCUACACACAGCCACCCACAUCUUUCUCUCUAACAGAGGGAACAUGGACUGUUGCAGACUGUGUGGACUUUUUUGGGAAAGAAAGGUGACCAUGAAGGAUGUGCCAAGUGAAAAGCUUCAAGAAAGAGACAAAAUUGGAAAGAAUGUCUCAGAUGGGCUUCAAGGUCUGCGGUUGCUUUUUUGUGACUGUUUCAGAAUUGUUGAGGGUCUGCAGGUAAGGUUAAGUUGCCAUAUCCAUUGACUGCAGAAAGAGUGUGAAUAUCUUGACUGGAAUAGUUAUAUUCUUUCUGCAAUUUUGUUCUGCAAAAUUUUCCUGAACACACCCUUUAAACACUCUAUGCAGUAAACUGAUCUGAGCAGAUUUACAGGCUGAGCAUAUUUUGUGUCUUGUUUUGUGUCUGGUCUGUUGCAAACCUUUAUUGGUAUCCAGACCGGUGAAUCAUGGUUAAUGUAUCGAUUAUUUUAUGCAGUUGCUUUUAAAUACAAUGUUGAUAUGUAAGGAAUGCUUCACUUGCAUUUCUGAGUGGAUAUGGGUUUCAACAGCACUUUAAAUAAAACUUUGAAAAUAAACCUCCCUUUCUUGCUGAUGGUAGAUGCUGUUUGACACUGAUAAUGUCAGAGAGAACGAACCCACAGGGACACGCCUCCCAAGAGGUUCACUGUGAAUAAAACCCACACUAAUAUGGACACUAAUUCUGUGGAGAAAUCGUGUCUAAUGUCCGAGGGGUGGGUGCGCGUGUCUUU